AUGCCCUUCAACACAGAGCUGACCCGCAAGCUGGGUAUACGAAUACCUGUUGUUCAAGGUGGAAUGCAAUGGGUCGGCUACGCAGAACUAGCAUCAGCAGUAUCUAAUGCUGGUGGAUUGGGAAUACUCACAGCUCUCACCCAGCCAACACCAGAAGACCUGCGCAAGGAGAUCCGAAAAUGCAAGUCCAUGACCGACAAGCCUUUUGGUGUCAAUAUCACCCUCUUACCAUCGAUUAACCCACCUCCAUAUACCGAAUUCGCCCAAGUCGUCAUUGACGAAGGCAUUAAGAUCGUCGAGACAGCCGGUAACUCCCCUGGCCCGGUUAUCAAGAUGCUCAAGGAGCACGACACAAUCAUUCUCCAUAAGUGUACGACUAUCCGCCACGCUCAAUCCGCAGUCAAACUCGGCGUCGACUUCCUCAGCAUAGACGGCUUCGAAUGUGCCGGACACGUCGGCGAGCACGACAUCACAAACUUCAUUCUCCUCAGUAGAGCGCGACAAGUCCUCGGCGUACCCUUUAUCGCAUCCGGUGGCUUCGCAGACGGCCAGGGACUAGCAGCGGCCCUAGCUCUAGGCGCAGAGGGCAUCAACAUGGGAACACGAUUCAUGUGCACUGCCGAAGCACCUAUCCACGAAAAGAUCAAGCAAGCCAUCGUCGACGCGCAAGAAACCGACACAGACCUCGUGCUCAGAAGAUGGAAGAACACAUCCCGCCUCUUCAGGAACAAGGUCACAGAGGCGGCGCUUAAGAUCGAGAAGGAGAGCACAACUGGUGAGUUCAAGGAGGUACAGCCAUACGUCGCUGGUAGCAGAGGGCGACAGGUCUUCUUGAACGGUGAUAAGGAUUAUGGUGUUUGGACUGCAGGUCAAGUCAUUGGAUUGAUUCAUGAUGUGCCAACUUGCAAUGAACUGCUGACGAGGAUUGAGGUUGAUGCUGUGGAGGCCAUGGACAGGAGUAGGUCGAUGUAUGCACCGAUCGGUGAAGGUGGAAAUAAGCAGGGUUAUGAUAAAUUGCCUGCGAAAUUAUAG
This is a messenger RNA of Lithohypha guttulata, 1032 nucleotides long. RefSeq lists its product as uncharacterized. The transcript is spliced from 3 exons. Lineage: Eukaryota; Fungi; Ascomycota; Eurotiomycetes; Chaetothyriales; Trichomeriaceae. The record is from RefSeq and is a predicted model, not a curated record. The coding region runs from base 1 to 1032 and encodes 343 amino acids. Gene Ontology annotation, molecular function: nitronate monooxygenase activity.